Messenger RNA from Hyla sarda, 1555 nucleotides. RefSeq names its product interferon-induced transmembrane protein 5-like. Bases 76 to 813 code for a protein of 245 amino acids. NCBI's taxonomy places the organism in Eukaryota, Metazoa, Chordata, Amphibia, Anura, Hylidae. The record is from RefSeq and is a predicted model, not a curated record. The transcript is spliced from 4 exons. Gene Ontology annotation, biological process: bone mineralization; bone morphogenesis. Gene Ontology annotation, cellular component: plasma membrane.
CUAACCCCUGCCCGCUGCAGGGAAGAUGGGAAAGUGACAGUUGGAAAUGUUGCAAUAUGGGAAAUAAGUGACACAAUGUAUAAGCUCCUCUGCCGCCUGCCUACUGAACUCCUGCUACGUCCCGACUACGCUACUGUGCCGCCUGCCCUGACCUACUGCUAUCCAGACUACGAGUUGCCUCAUCCCUCCUGUGCCUCGCAUCUCCUCAGCCACCUGUGUGGUCGAGCUGUGCCAGGGGUAGCGACCUGUGUGUCGCCUGCAGCUGCGAGCCCAUCCUGCUUUGCGGCGGGCUCUGGUGAAGACCAGCGGCACCUUAGACUCCACUCCCUAGUACGGUCCGAGUCAUCUGCCACACAGGUCCAGCGGAUCCGCAUACACCGGAGUUCCUGUCUUCAGAAACAUAUGGACACUUCCUACCCCCGUGAAGACAUUUUCAUGACCCACCCCAACAAACCAGAUAAUGCUCAUACUGUUGUCGAUAUUGGAUCCCCUACAGCUCCCAGAGAUCAUCUGCUCUGGUCCUUGUGUAAUACUGUUUACCUGAACCUCUUCUGUCUUGGAUUCAUGGCACUGGUCUACUCUGUCAAGGCACGAGACCAGAAGGUACAUGGGAAUGAGCUGGCUGCUCGACGCUAUGGACGGAAGGCACGAUGCUACAAUAUCCUGGCCACGAUCUGGAACAUUGCGCUGCCUGCUUUUAUACUGGCCCUGGUGAUCACAGGCAUUGUGCACCUGUCUCAGGUGGUAAAUGCUUCCCUCGAUUUCUUCAAUCUUCAAAGCUUCAUGGGCAAUACAGAUGAUGACAGCAAUUGACCAAAAGAAAAGCAAUAGUUAUGCAGUGACCAAAUAGUAAAGUAUAGUCAAAAGUGGGAAAAACCCAAUGAUAUUCAUUGUAGUGACUGCUGGAACAAUCUACAAAAUCGACUUACUUGCAAAAUCAUUUAUUCUUAAGAACAGUUUGUACAUUACAAGAUAUGGUGUUGACGUGAUACUCCUCUCAGAUGACAAACAUGAAGUCCAAGGCAGAACUCCUCUUGGACACUGUUGGACGCGGCUCAUCGGUACAAGAUAAUACUUUGGCUAAUUCUUGUUCUUAUAGAAUAGAAGGCCCCGGUAUCAAGGCCAAGUGAAUCCAUGAGAAAUUCUGAUUAUCAGUCAAGUUAACAUGAGUACUGAAAUAUUUAAUAUAUGACAAUUCAAGACAAUGGACAGUUGAGAUGUAUAUGGACUAUAUAGAUGAUGCAAAACCAAAAAGUGUGUGUAGUCAGUACAGAAGAAGAUGGGAGAAUAAAUAAAAAAUUAUAAAAAAUUAAAACAAAUUGUCUGUUUUUUCCCAACGAAUCACAGCUCGACUUUCAUUUUACCACAGCUUGUUAGAAUAUGAAAGCUGAGCUGUGAUUGGUUGUUAUGGGGAAACCAGACAGUUUUGGUUUUUACAUAUUAAAUUAUUUUUACCAUAACGUCAAGUCAAAAAUCACUUAAACAUAUCACUACCAAAUGGUGUAAACAAUAUGACUGAUUUCAUGUAUCUACUUUAUGUUCUUAUAAAAUAAAC